Molecule: messenger RNA, 2661 nt
Organism: Phoenix dactylifera (date palm)
Lineage: Eukaryota; Viridiplantae; Streptophyta; Magnoliopsida; Arecales; Arecaceae
Product: putative L-type lectin-domain containing receptor kinase S.5
Biological process (GO): protein phosphorylation
Molecular function (GO): ATP binding; protein kinase activity; carbohydrate binding
Source: RefSeq, a predicted model, not a curated record
CAAACCCGUCUUCCUACUUCCCCCUUGGUUACCCCCCUGAGAUGGGCGCACCUCUGCCCCUCCUCCGCCUCUCCUCCGCCGCCGCCGCCGCCGCCGCCGCCGCCCUCCUCCUCCUUCUUCUCCUCCAUCUCCCCCCCACCGCCGCUGCCGCCGCCGCCCUCAACUUCUCCUUCCCCUCCUUUGAUAUAUCCGAGGCCCACACCAACCUCACCAUGGUUGACGACGCCAACAUCAACCAGGGCGCCCUCCAGCUCACCCCCGACACCCUCAACAGCGUCGAAUACCUCGUCAACAAGUCCGGCCGCGUCCUUCUCAGCCACUCUUUUACCCUGUGGCGAGACCUCCCCGCUCCCUCCACCAAUUCCACCACCAUCGCCGACGCCGACGCAGCCGGCAGCGGCGGCAAGCACGUCGCCUCCUUCAACACGACGUUCUCCAUCAACGUCUACCGCGUCGACAACGCCACACCCGGCGAGGGCUUGGCCUUCAUCAUCGCCCCGGAGCUCGACAUGCCCGCCCGCAGCGAUGCCGGCUUCCUCGGCCUCACCAACGCCACCCUCAACGGCGACCCCAACAACCACCUCGUCGCCGUCGAGUUCGACACCUUCAAGCAGCCCUACGACCCCGACAACAACCACGUCGGCCUCGACAUCAACAACGUCUCCUCCAUCGCCUACGCCUCGCUGACCCCGUUCGGCAUCCAAAUCGCUCCAUCCGUCGCCACCAACUACACCAUCUGGAUCGACUACGAUGGCGGCGACCGCCACAUCUGGGUCUACAUGGCGGUCCAGGGCAAGCCGAAGCCGAGCUUCUCCGUGCUUAAUUCGUCGCUCGACCUCGGCGCCCACCUUCUUAGAGAGUCGUACUUUGGCUUCUCGGCCUCUACCGGGAGCGAGUACCAGCUCAACUGCAUUCUCUCUUGGAGUCUAACCGUCGAGGAUCUCUCUGAAGGCAAUGAUGGUAGCAGCGGCUGGCCUGCCUGGAAGUUCGCCGUGGCGAUCGGUGUUCCGGCGGCGGCCGCCUUGGUACUAGGCCUCCUGGUGUUCUUUUAUAUGAGGAGGCGCCCGGUGGGGGACGACCCCAGCUUGUUGAUUGACAAGUUGAAGAGUCUGCCGGGGCAACCAAAGGAGUUCAUGUUUGAUGAGCUAAAGAAAGCUACGAAUAACUUUGAUGAGAAAUUGAAGCUUGGACAAGGGGGAUUUGGGAUGGUGUACAAGGGAGUGCUGCCGGGGGACAACCCGGGAGAGAAGAUUGAGGUGGCCGUGAAGAAGUUUUCGAGGGAGAACAGCAAGGGUGGUCAAGACGACUUCAUUCACGAGCUCAGUAUCAUCAAUCGCCUCCGCCACAAGCAUCUCGUCCGUUUAGUUGGGUGGUGUCAUAAGAUUGGUGUUCUGCUCUUGGUGUAUGAUUACAUGCCGAACGGCAGCCUAGACCAGCACCUGUUCGGCGGCGACGACAGGCCUCUGCUCAGCUGGGAGCGGCGCUACAACAUCAUCGCCGGCGUGGCCUCGGCCCUCCACUACCUCCACAACGAGUACGACCAAAAGGUGGUGCACCGCGACCUGAAGGCCUCCAACGUCAUGCUGGACGCCGCCUUCCACGCCCGCCUCGGCGACUUCGGCCUCGCCCGCGCCAUCGACAUCGACAAGACCUCCUACACCGAGCGCGAGCUCGGCGGGGUCCCAGGCACCAUGGGCUACAUCGCCCCGGAGUGCUUCCACACCGGCCGCGCCACCCGGGAGUCCGACGUCUUCGCCUUCGGCGCCGUCGUCCUCGAGACCGUCUGCGGGCGCCGCCCCCGCUGCGACGUCGCCGGAUUCCAGUUCCUCGCCGACUGGGUCUGGAAGCUAUACCGGGAGCGCCGCCUCCUCGACGCCGUGGACCCCCGCCUCGCCUACGCCGACGAUUACGUGGCCGCCGACGUCGAGCGGCUCCUCCUGCUCGGGUUGGCGUGCAGCCUCCCCACCCCGGCGGAUCGGCCGAAGACGGCGACGAUAGUCCAGAUCAUAUCCCGGUCGGUGGAUCCGCCGGCGGUUCCCCCGUUCAAGCCGCCGUUCGUGUGGCCGGCGGCGGGGCCCAUCGACGACGAGGGGGCGGAGGACGGGGAGUCGAGUAGGUUGACCAGCACCGUGGUGACGUCGUCCUACUGUCCGUCAUCCUCGGGGUGGACCCCACGGUAUAUCAGCACGGAGGGACACGUGGAAGCCAGCGAUGCCCUGGUGUGACGUUCCAUGGUUCUAAAAAUGCAUAAAUAGAGGAAGGUAGAGAAGACCGACCGAUCCACCUUUAAUUUUAUCUUAUUUUAUUAUGGGGAGAAAAGGAUGGGCCGUGAUUCCCCGAGGGCUCGGCAUAGGCUGGCUCGGUGUAGUUAGAAAAAAUGUUUUGGGUCCAUGUGUGCGAGCUGCCAACUUUCUUUUCUAAUUUUUCUAUUUUCCUCUUUUGUGUCCCUUUUUCUUUGUUUGUUUCUGUUUGUUGGCUUCAAAUUUGGAAUCUUUUCAUCAAUUUUGAUGAGAGGAUCCUAAGUUUUCUAGUUAAAUGCUUAAUUAUAAGUAUGGUCCUUGUAACAUUAUAUUAAUGUCUUCCAUGUACAAACCAUUCAUUGUAUUCAAACAUAGUGUGAUCUGUAUAAUAUUUUAUUAUGGCUCAUCAAGCAAUUAUAAA